AUGCGGGACCACAGUGUCCCUCUGGGGACCCGGCGGCAGGGGGGCAACCCCCCGCCCGCCACCGCGGCUGCUCCCCUCCUCACCCGCAGGACCAUGGCCAGGCUGGGCGGCGUUGUGGCCGCAGCCCCUGCGCUCCCCUCGGCCGAGCCCCGUUCCCCGCCAGCGCCUCCUCCCUUCCCUGCCCAUCCCCGUCCCCGUGGCACAGCCGCCCGCUCCUUGCGGGGAGACCGAGCGCCAACGGUGACUAAUAAAGUGUUGGGAACGAGCUGCGCUGUGGUGUGGUGGAGCAUCGCCAGCCCCAUGGGGCUGGGAGAGACCAAAGGAGGAGCAGCUAUUCUGGGAAGGAAGCUACUAAAAGCUCUGCUUUUUUCUUUAAAAGACCCUCGGGCUCCUGUGAAGGGCUUUUCCAGCGGGGAGCGAGUCCCGGCGGACCCGGCGGACAGAGCGCCGCCCCCGCCCCACCACCGAGGCGCGGCGCCGGGGCCUAGAGCGGCCGUGGCGGCGCGGGGGCCGCCGGAACCAUCGAGCGCGGGGCAGAGCGCCGCCGUGUCCUCUGCGGCCGCCAUGCUGCCCGCCGCCCGCGCGCUGCCGCCGCGCCUGCCCCGCCGCCCGCCGCCCGCCUGGCGCUGGGCACCGGCCGGGCCGCCCGCCGCCGGCCUGCGGGCGUUGAGCACCGGCCGCGCCCGGCGCUCGGAGGCGCUGGCCGGUGCGCCGCUGGACACGGCCGCCAAGGAGUACUCGCCCAAGGUGCGGCAGCUGGUGCGGGACAUCGCGGGGCUGACGCUGCUGGAGGUGGCUGACCUCAACGCGCUCCUCAAGGAGACGCUGAAGAUCCCAGACGUGGCGGUGAUGCCGGCAGCGGCUGCCUCCCUCCAGCCCUCCCAGGCGGCUCCGCAGGAGGAGGAGGAGGUCCCGCUCAAGAAAGAGAAAACACAUUUCACCGUCCGGCUGACAGAGCUGAAACCCGCUGACAAGGUGAAGCUGAUCAAGGAGGUGAAGAACUUCGUGCCAGGAGUGAACCUGGUGCAGGCAAAGAAGCUGGUAGAGUCCCUUCCUCAGGAGAUCAAGGCUAACGCCUCCAAGGAGGAAGCAGAGAAGAUCAAAGCGGCGCUGGAGGCAGCAGGAGGGACUGUGGUUCUGGAGUAGGCGGCCCGGUCGCACCACGGAGGGAC
This is a messenger RNA of Chroicocephalus ridibundus (black-headed gull), 1172 nucleotides long. RefSeq names its product mitochondrial ribosomal protein L12 (gene MRPL12). Gene Ontology annotation, molecular function: structural constituent of ribosome; mRNA binding. Bases 1 to 1146 code for a protein of 381 amino acids. Gene Ontology annotation, cellular component: ribosome; mitochondrial large ribosomal subunit. Lineage: Eukaryota; Metazoa; Chordata; Aves; Charadriiformes; Laridae. Gene Ontology annotation, biological process: translation. The transcript is spliced from 5 exons. The record is from RefSeq and is a predicted model, not a curated record.